Molecule: messenger RNA, 1245 nt
Organism: Vigna angularis (adzuki bean)
Lineage: Eukaryota; Viridiplantae; Streptophyta; Magnoliopsida; Fabales; Fabaceae
Exons: 8
Coding region: 450-1106 (218 amino acids)
Source: RefSeq, a predicted model, not a curated record
AUUUUGGAAGAGCUCUUCGUGCUUUGCUAGGGUUGGGGGGUGGUAGAGAAGCGGAGAAGUGGAAGAGCGUGCUGUGGUAGGGUUCGGUUGAUAGAGAAGGCGAGAACUCCAUGGGUGCCACUUAAUCGGAGGGUGUGGCUGCACUUGUUCCUAAAGGUGAUGUUGAUGGUGAAAUUGGUGAUGCUCACAUGAAUUAAUGAGUCAGGCACUUAGAAAAUUGAGGCAUGCCUUAUCACAGACAUAACAUAUCUCUUUUCCAUCCUUUUUUUCAAGUCAAAGCAUAGAGAUAGUUGGAACAAUCAUUAUGGAAGAACAGGUUUAUGCACGACAUUCAUGCAGGACAAAAUACUUGGCACAUGUGAAUACAUUAUUAACGGAUGUGCAGAAGACGUUUAUACAAAGAACUCCUUUUGGAUGGCUACUGUCCAUUGAUGUGGAAGCCAAAAUGAAUGUGGGCAAUGGAACAUGUUUUAUUUGGUCAGAAGAAGUUGGCUAAAAGAAAAAGUUGUUUACCUAGAAUUCUUCAUUGGAUUCAUGUUAAGGUUGGUGAAGUAGAAGUUGAAAAAGCCUUUUUGUGUAAUGAAAUGAUUACUGAGGUAUAUGUAACCAAGGAAGAGAUGGCUACUGAAAUUGUUAAAGAAGCCUUAGAUGAUCAUCAUAAUACUAGAGUGAAGCAGAACUACGGAAGGAAAUCUUUAGCUGAUAUUGUUGCUGAGAAUGAAGCUCUGCGUGCUAUCAUUGGUGACCAAGAGGCAUCCAUUGUCGAGCUUGAGAAAUUAAUAGAGAAGCUACAAAUGUUUGCUGCACAAAAGAGGCAACAAUCUGCUGAUGUUGGGAACUGUUAUUCAAAUAAAGAUUAUGACAUUGUAGUUGAUGGUUUUGGGACCACUAAUUCAGAGGAAGAUUAUGAGGUUUUUGACAUUACACCUGAUGCUGGUGGAAAAAGUGUCCAUGAAGAGAGUGGUGAUGUUUUAGGUGAUGAAGAGAUGGAUAUUGAAAAAUCUAACAUGUCCACGCGUUUAAAAGCUCAACCUAGGAAGCGUGUGAAAAGUCUAGCUUUGAAAACCACUUGGACAAAGUUAGAUAGGAAAAAUGCCAGGCACUAAUCAAAUAAAGGGUAUGCCUUAGGAUGGAGGGGUGGAAGCUGGUAUGCAACUAAGAAGUUCAGAAAGGAGCAAAUGAAAAUGCUAGGACAGAUUACACCUAGAAGAUGGCAAUUGCUUGGGAAGAUAAAACCUAAAGGGU